AUGCCCACCACCAUCUUCACCCUCUCACUCCCAACCCUCCUCCUCCUCACACUAACCUACAUCCUCAUCCUAUCCAUCCUAACCUUCACAUACACCACACUCCGCACACGCACCCUCCUCGAAACCACCUCCGACCUCAACGACCGCCUCCGCCGCCAAGAGCGCCUAUCCGUACUCCUAAACCGGCACCUCCAGCGCCUCACAUGGUGGACAUGGAUGUGCGACGAAGACAUGAAGCACCGGCGAAUACCGCAUUUGAACUACGCAUCAGGGGUGUUUGACGGCGAGAAAGAGUACAACUUUCCCACGAGCACAUUUGCGAACUCGUCGUCUUCUUCUUCUUCGAGCGAGCCUUUUGAGCCGCCGUUUGAACCGCCGUUUGAGGGGUUCCCGGAGCCCGGGGCGGCGCAGAGGGAGUAUGCGCAGGUGCUGAGUAGACUGGAGCAGGAGCGUAGGGAGGGGGGGGCGGAGGAGAUGUGGCGGCCGAGAUGGUGGCGGUGUGGGGUGCAUGGGGAGUGUGCGUGUGAGGGGUUGAGAGGUGGUGGGUUGGCGGAGAGGGAGUCGAGGAGGUUUCGGGCGCCGGAGUAUGUGGGGUUGAGUAGUAGUGAUGAGGAUGAAGAUGAGGAUGAUGACUGGAGGGGGAGGAGGAGGGUGGAGAAGAGUGCUGUGGAGGGGCAGGAUGGGGAAGUGAGGUCAGAUACCGGCGCGGUGAUCCUAGAUGCGGAAGAAGGGGAGAAGAAAGAUGGAGACCUCACUGAUCAAUUACGAAACCUGGACGUCACAAACACUCCCCCCUCGGACGCUCACUCAUCGUCGUCUACCAUCACUCCACUGUCCCAAUCCGAGCAGUCCACCGGCCACCACCCCGUCUUCGGCCCUGCGGACGAGUUCGCUGACGAACUCGAACCAGAACCCACAUGCGGCAACAUCCCCUUCUCAGAAUGGGACGAAAUCCGCUUCGUACCCUGCUACAAAUCGCCACCAAGCAGCGCAUGGCGCGAGACCCUCGAGCGCGAAGCCCGCCUGAAGUACGGCAAGCCACGUAUCCACUCCACUCCCAGUUCAACCGGAAACUGUACCUUCAUUCCCAACCUUCCAAAGAUCUUGUGGGAUCAACCCCGCCAGCCGCCGGUGACGCUGAGGCAGGUUAUGGGUAACGGUGUGGAGUUGGGCAGGUAUGGAGACAGGCUGGUUUAUCUGCCGAAUGGGUGGGCGCAUGUGGUGGAUGUUAGGCUGUGGAUUGAGACGACUGCGCAGGCGAGGGCGGAGCGGCGGAAGAGUCAGGGUGGGAAGGGGAAGAGUCAGGGUGGGAAGGGGAAGGUUUUGGAUACGGAUUGGGAGGUUGCGAGGAGGUCGGUUAAUGCUUGGUGGGGGGAUGUUAUGAAUGAGGAUGGGACGAAGAGGGAUAUGGGGCGGCCACCUGGACUGGGAAAAGGGGUUGAAGCAGAGUGA
Messenger RNA from Dothidotthia symphoricarpi CBS 119687, 1452 nucleotides. RefSeq lists its product as uncharacterized. NCBI's taxonomy places the organism in Eukaryota, Fungi, Ascomycota, Dothideomycetes, Pleosporales, Dothidotthiaceae. The coding region runs from base 1 to 1452 and encodes 483 amino acids. The record is from RefSeq and is a predicted model, not a curated record. The transcript has a single exon.